This is a messenger RNA of Drosophila sechellia, 2870 nucleotides long. It is a transcript of the gene erm, whose product is annotated as earmuff. NCBI's taxonomy places the organism in Eukaryota, Metazoa, Arthropoda, Insecta, Diptera, Drosophilidae. The record is from RefSeq and is a predicted model, not a curated record. Gene Ontology annotation, biological process: regulation of transcription by RNA polymerase II. The coding region runs from base 219 to 2054 and encodes 611 amino acids. Gene Ontology annotation, molecular function: DNA-binding transcription factor activity, RNA polymerase II-specific. The transcript is spliced from 2 exons. Gene Ontology annotation, cellular component: nucleus.
UCCUGUGCUGAACGCGUCCUGUUCCUCGCGUCCCUCGAUUUGCAUUUAAAAAGCGUAUAUCCUUUUCGACGAAACAAGUGAACUUUAAAUAGUAAAGUAAAAGGACCAAGCUUAAGCCAGUUCAAUUUGUGUGUGCCAACUGUUGUGUGUCGCCUCUAACAAGUGGAGAUCGGCCGCCUGCCAAGGGAACUGGAUAUCCACAUAGGCAGUGCCUGAAUAUGGUAUACUUUAGUCCGCGUGGCAUGCAACCGUGUAGUCCAGCGGGAGAAGUCGCAAUGAUGCCGCCGUCGAAGAGCCCCGUGAUGGAGAGCGCCGCCUCCGACCAGAAUCCUGCCCAGCAGAGCCAGCAGCAGGACGAGCAAAGCGCCAAGCGGGCGUGUCCCCUGAAGUUUUCGAUAGCCAAGAUCAUGGAGCCGGAUCACAGGCCCAGCCAAGUGCCACCGCCGCAGCCCGCUCCGGCUUCCUUCGCCACCAACGAUGACGACGAGGAUGAGGAUCCGGAUAUCGAUGCCGACUCGGAGCGCUCCUGCAGCCCCAUCGAGGUGAUCAGCCUGGAUCAGUCGCCAUCCACCGUCAACUAUGACUCCGCUUUCAAGAAGUAUGUGCCGGGUCCGUGUUCGGGCGCCACUUCAUCGGUAGCCUCGCCGCCUAGCACCGCUGCUGUUCAGCAGUUUGUGAGCUCCCGCCACCAGGAGCUGCUCUCUCAGUAUCCCCUGCUGUACUAUGCACCCAAUCAGCUGAUGUGCGCCGCCGCUGCCGCCCAAUAUGCGGCAUUGACCGCCCAACAGCAAUCGCUGGCCAGCGCCGCCCACCUGAGCAGCUUCACCGCCUCCCUGAACGCCAGUUUGCAUCACUCUCAGUCGCUGAGAAGGAAUCUGGGCCAUCCUCUGGCCGCGGCAGCUGCCGUGGCGGCUGUGGCCCAAUCCCAGGCUGUACCCAAUCUGCAACAUACCUUGGAAAAGUCGCCAGUGGCGCAGAGAACAGCCCAGAGUUCGGGAUUGCAGGCAAACUUGAAGAGGAAACGAUCGCCGCAGGAUCAGGGCGAGGUGACGCCGCCACCAGCGUCUACUGCCACUUCCGCCACUGGAGCCAGAUCCCGCUCCCCGUCGCCUCAAGGAUCCAUCGAGGACAGCAGUCCCGGAUCGGCCAGUGGCGGCAAGCCCAAGACCUUCUCCUGCCUGGAAUGUGGCAAGGUGUUCAACGCCCACUACAAUCUCACCCGCCACAUGCCCGUCCACACCGGAGCUAGGCCGUUUGUGUGCAAGGUCUGCGGCAAGGGAUUCCGCCAGGCCUCGACUCUCUGCCGGCACAAGAUCAUCCACACGUCGGAGAAGCCGCACAAGUGCCAGACCUGCGGCAAGGCCUUCAACCGCUCCUCCACCCUCAACACCCACUCGCGCAUCCACGCCGGCUACAAGCCCUUCGUGUGCGAGUACUGCGGCAAGGGCUUCCACCAGAAGGGCAACUACAAGAACCACAAGCUGACCCACAGCGGCGAAAAGGCCUACAAGUGCAACAUCUGCAACAAGGCCUUCCACCAGGUCUACAACCUCACCUUCCACAUGCACACGCACAACGACAAGAAGCCCUACACCUGCCGCGUCUGCGCCAAGGGAUUCUGCCGGAACUUCGAUCUGAAGAAGCACAUGCGGAAGCUGCACGAGAUCGGCGGCGAUCUGGAUGACCUGGACAUGCCACCCACCUACGACAGGCGGCGCGAGUACACGCGCCGGGAGCCACUUGCCUCCGGUUACGGUCAGGCAUCGGGUCAACUAACGCCGGACUCCAGUUCCGGCAGCAUGUCGCCGCCCAUCAAUGUGACCACACCCCCACUUUCCAGCGGCGAGACGAGCAAUCCCGCCUGGCCCAGGUCCUCCGUUUCGCAGUACCCGGCCGGUAGCUUCCACCACCAGCUCGGAGUGGCUCCACCUCACGAUUAUCCCAGUGGCUCCGCCUUCCUGCAACUCCAGCCGCAGCAGCCACAUCCGCAAAGCCAGCAGCACCACCAGCAGCAGCAGAGACUCUCGGAGACCUUCAUAGCCAAGGUGUUUUGACAGCGAUACUACGCGGAAAGCUUGAACAGCUCCACGGGGUCGACCUCGACGACCAGCUCCACGGUGACCACCACCACCACGGCCAUAUCCUCGAUGGCCACCUCCAGGAGCGAUCUGCUGAUCGACUGACUGCAGUUUGUUGCAGCGGCGGCCGCUGCGAGUAGCUCGAAUUCCGGGCAGGAUACCGGCGAAUCGCCGUCCCCGGAGCUCGGAUGCACUGCUCUGGGCAGUGCUGUCCGCGCACUGAACGGACUCUUCUAGGCAGAAGGACCCCUGCCCACCUCCACCCACCCCGCAGAACCUCAGCAGCCACCAAAUGGUUUCAACUUGUGCAAUACCCCACUCAGAAGAUGAUGAUGACGAUGAUGAUCCCAACGCUCAGCCACAUCUCCAAGCAGCAUUUUGUACAUAGCGUAUCCCUAUGAAGUCCCACAGAACACUCUACUCAAGCAGCUCUCUCGAUGUAUAGAUGUAGUUAAAGGAUUUAACUAGUUAGUCGCCAAUACCGAAAGCCCUGAGUUCCGUGUAGAUCGGCUACACGGAUCCUCCAGGUCUCGUUUCGAUAUAGGAAAUGGUGUUUUUAAUAUUCCGUUAGAGCUUUUUGGGAUCUGUCAACCGACAUACAUAUAUGAAAAUGUAUCUUAGAGUUGCACUAGAUAUCCGUACUGUACUCUAUCCCUAAGUGUCUGUGUAACCCAACGCAAAUUAAUGAAAUUGAGAAACAUUUUAACGAAGAUCCAUGAAUGCAUUGUAUUUGUUUAGGUCUUAAGUGAUAUUAUUGAUACUGUUUAAGCAAUAAAUCAAUUCUUCAAUUAU